GAUGGCGGCACGACCUUCUUGCACGACCCAUGGCAGCGUGAAGGAGAUGCCUUUAAUCCUGGUCACGGCAUCACAGCCGUUCUGGAAGGUGGCGACCUCCUCGAGAAGGCGGCGGUGAAUGUCAGCAUAGUGCAGGGUACUUUGACGGCUGAGCGCGCAAAGGCGAUGAGCAGCCGGGGCCGCGGCAUUGACCCUGACGGCGGGCAGGCCUACUCAGCAGCCGCUCUUUCCCUCGUCUACCACCCGGCUCACCCCUUUGUGCCCACUCUCCGCGCAGACGUCCGCUGCUUCAAGGUUGGCGAUCAGGUGUGGUUUGGGGGCGGCUGUGACCUGACACCUGCGUACCUUUUCGAGGGUGAUGCUGCAGAGUUUCACAGAUUUUGGAAGGGCCUGUAUGGCUUGCAUGCCUCUGCGCAGGCAUCAUUAUACCCGGAGUACAAGAAAUGGUGUGAUAGCUACUUUUAUCUGCCGGCUUGGAAGGAGCACCGUGGCAUCGGAGGCAUAUUCUUCGAUGACCUCACCACAGAACAGUCCAGCUUUGACGUAGAACACUUUGUACGAGAUGUGGCUGGAGGACUCUUGCCAAGCUGGCAGCCCAUUGCUGAGCGGCGAAGGACCGAAAAAUUCAGUCAGCAGCAGCGGCAGUGGCAGCUGCAGCGGCGAGGGGCCUAUGUCUGCUUCAAUACCCUGUAUGAUCGCGGCUUCCGCUUCGGGUUGAAUGGAGGCCGCAUUGAGUCUCUGAUGGUCUCUUUUCCACCCCUUGUUGCCUGGAAUUACAAGGUGGUCCCUCAAGAGGGAUCCCAAGAGGAGGCCCUAGUGCAGGUUCUCAGGAACCCACGAGAUUGGUGA
Messenger RNA from Coccomyxa subellipsoidea C-169, 849 nucleotides. Its product is annotated as Coproporphyrinogen III oxidase. Gene Ontology annotation, cellular component: cytoplasm. The record is from RefSeq and is a predicted model, not a curated record. Gene Ontology annotation, molecular function: coproporphyrinogen oxidase activity. The annotation marks the transcript as partial. The transcript has 6 exons. Lineage: Eukaryota; Viridiplantae; Chlorophyta; Trebouxiophyceae; Coccomyxaceae.